UUCUGGUGCGUGACUUCGUGAAAUCUCGCGUUGAAACGUCGUAACCACGGCAACGGUGGAUAAACAACUAUGGCGRCUGCCGGAGAGGAAGAAAACGCGGACCGUGGCGGCGAAGAUGAUCGYACAUGUGAAGAGGAGCGGAGUCUAACAGAAGGAGAAAAGGACUCGGACACGGCGGUCCAGAACCGAGCAGAACCCGAAACCGGAGCCGCUCAGGGGUCCGGUCAUCAGCGACCGCCGGUCGUUGAGUUUUUCCUCAACUAUCUGUUUGAAAACAACAUGACAGAAACGCUCCUCUGCUUUGAAACGGAGUGGCGUGAGWUGGAGCAGAAAGAGCUGCUGGACGCCCGGCGGGUCGAGCCGGUACCGGACGUGUACGUUGAAAACCAGCGCCUGCGCGGCGAGCUGAGAAGCGCUCUGCGGGRGAGGGAGGAGUGCAGGAAGGCGGCUUCUGUCGCGGCGGGGAUGCUGGCCCGGGUCCGGAGGGACCGGGACCUGUACCGGAACAAGCACAAGCAGGGUCUCUGGGACCUGAAAGGACUGAAGAAGGAGGUGAAAAGACUCAAAGAGGAAUGUGACGUUUAUGGAGAGAACGUGAAGAGGAUGAAUCAAAAAUACCUGGCGGCUGUGAGGCAGGUCAGGCUGGCUCUGGACAGCCAAUCAGACGCCUCCUCUGAAGGGAAGAGCAGGAUCAGCCAAUCAGAUGCCUCCUCUGAAGAGAAGAGCAGGAUCAGCCAAUCAGACGCCUCCUCUGAAGGGAAGAGCAAGAUCAGCCAAUCAGAUGCCUCCUCUGAAGGGAAGAGCAAGAUCAGCCAAUCAGAUGCCUCCUCUGAAGGGAAGAGCAAGAUCAGCCAAUCAGCUGCCUCCUCUGAAGGGGAAGAGCAGGAUCAGACAGCCAGGGGUCAAACACUGUGACCCGGGUCUUCAGAUCCCCUGAAAAGAACAAUUCAUUCAAAUAAAAAAACAAAAAGUUUAAACAA
Messenger RNA from Austrofundulus limnaeus, 980 nucleotides. Its product is annotated as sperm-associated antigen 16 protein. NCBI's taxonomy places the organism in Eukaryota, Metazoa, Chordata, Actinopteri, Cyprinodontiformes, Rivulidae. Bases 70 to 915 code for a protein of 281 amino acids. The transcript has a single exon. The record is from RefSeq and is a predicted model, not a curated record.